Molecule: messenger RNA, 1572 nt
Organism: Lacerta agilis (Sand lizard)
Lineage: Eukaryota; Metazoa; Chordata; Lepidosauria; Squamata; Lacertidae
Gene: PPP2R5B
Product: protein phosphatase 2 regulatory subunit B'beta
Exons: 13
Coding region: 28-1521 (497 amino acids)
Biological process (GO): protein dephosphorylation; signal transduction
Cellular component (GO): cytosol; nucleus; protein phosphatase type 2A complex
Molecular function (GO): protein phosphatase activator activity
Source: RefSeq, a predicted model, not a curated record
GCAGUGGGGGCUCACCUGCCUGCCGACAUGGAGACCAAGAUCCCGCCUGCCGUGACCCCCACCAGCCCCUCCUCCCCGGGGCUGUCCCCUGUGCCGCCCCCGGACAAAGUGGACGGCUUCUCCCGACGGUCACUCCGCCGUUCCCGCCAGAGGCGCUCCCACAGCUCCUCUCAGUUCCGGUACCAGAGCAACCAGCAGGAGCUCACGCCUCUCCCUCUGCUGAAAGAUGCUCCUGUCUCAGAGCUGCACGACCUCCUGUGCAAGAAGCUGCAGCAGUGCUCCGUCCUCUUCGACUUCCUUGACUGUGUCGCUGACCUGAAGGGGAAAGAGAUCAAGCGAGCAGCCCUCAACGAGCUGGUGGAGUGCGUGGCCACCAACCGUGGCAUCCUCAUUGAGCCGCUCUACCCUGAGAUCAUCAAGAUGAUAUCCGUCAACAUUUUCCGGACGCUUCCACCCAGCGAGAACCCUGAGUUUGACCCCGAAGAGGAUGAGCCCAACCUAGAACCCUCGUGGCCACAUCUCCAGCUUGUGUAUGAAUUUUUCCUCCGGUUUCUCGAGAGCCCAGACUUCCAACCUUCGGUCGCCAAGCGUUACAUAGACCAGAAAUUUGUAUUGCUGCUACUGGAGCUUUUCGACAGCGAGGACCCUCGGGAGCGCGAAUACCUCAAGACCAUCCUCCACCGCGUCUAUGGCAAGUUCCUGGGCCUGCGUGCCUACAUCCGAAAGCAGUGCAACAACAUUUUCUUGCGAUUUAUCUACGAGAUGGAGCAUUUCAACGGCGUGGCGGAGCUGCUUGAGAUCCUGGGAAGUAUAAUCAACGGGUUUGCUUUGCCCCUGAAGACGGAGCACAAGCAGUUCCUGGUCCGGGUCCUCAUCCCGCUGCACUCUGUGAAGUCCCUCUCAAUCUUCCACGCCCAGCUGGCUUACUGCGUGGUCCAGUUCCUGGAGAAAGACGCGACGCUGACCGAGCACGUGAUACGUGGCCUUCUGAAGUACUGGCCGAAGACCUGCACCCAGAAGGAGGUGAUGUUCCUGGGAGAAAUCGAGGAGAUUCUGGAUGUCAUUGAGCCCUCUCAGUUUGUGAAGAUUCAGGAGCCCCUCUUCAAGCAAGUGGCUCGGUGUAUUGCCAGCCCCCACUUCCAGGUUGCAGAGCGGGCUCUGUAUUUCUGGAACAACGAGUACAUCCUGAGCCUGGUUGAGGACAACUGCCACACGGUGCUGCCCACCAUUUUCGGCACCCUCUACCGCGUCUCCAAGGAGCACUGGAACCCGACCAUUGUUUCUCUGGUCUACAAUGUCCUCAAGACCUUUAUGGAGAUGAACGGGAAGCUAUUCGAUGAACUUACGGCCUCCUACAAGGUGGAAAAACAGCAGGAACUGAAGAAGGCGAAGGAACGCCAGGAGCUCUGGAGGCAGCUCGACGAGCUGCAGUUGCGGAAGCUGCAAGGACUGGAAGAGGCCAAGAUGAACCGCCUAAACCUGCAGCACUCCCUGGCUGUGCAGAGCGGAGGGGCCAGCUAGGAGCCCCCCUCCCUCCCCUGGAGCCCCCCACCCCCUGCCCUCCCCACCCAC